Racocetra persica is the source of this 145-nucleotide messenger RNA. The record is from the annotation of a GenBank genome assembly. NCBI's taxonomy places the organism in Eukaryota, Fungi, Glomeromycota, Glomeromycetes, Diversisporales, Gigasporaceae.
AUUUGGUAGACGUCCAAUUCUUCUAAUCGGUUUGUUAGGAAAUAUGAUAGCUUGUUUGUUCUUUGGCCUUAGUAAAUCACUUAUUUGGGCCAUUGCAUCUCGUGCAACUUGUGGCAUGCUUAACGCUAAUAUUGGUGUUCAAAAA